Drosophila rhopaloa is the source of this 864-nucleotide messenger RNA. Its product is annotated as protein tfg-1. Bases 67 to 813 code for a protein of 248 amino acids. The record is from RefSeq and is a predicted model, not a curated record. The transcript is spliced from 2 exons. Lineage: Eukaryota; Metazoa; Arthropoda; Insecta; Diptera; Drosophilidae.
AUAGAUGCACCGGGAGCAUCUGACUGUAUAAAAAGGGAAUGCAGUUGCAGUGGUCAGGUUAUUCCGAUGGCGAUCAUGGAUCGAAGAGUGACUGCGAUUUGUUUAGUUAUCCUGCACCUGGUGGGCAAUGGCUUUUGUUUCCAGGAUAAGGCUCCCAUACAAACGAGCCUGAUUACCGGACAGGCUAGGAAUGAUAAGCAGCAACAAGUGCUGGAUGAUCCGCUAGGAAGUGGACGCGGAAUCGACGAGCACCUGCUGAAGACCAUUGGUAAGGGCGGCAUCAAGCUGGUGAUGGCCUCUGGCACCCCGACGACCACCCCGAAACCGUCAGUACAACAUCAUUACUAUUAUCCACCAGAGGAUCAGCAGCAUCCGCGCCAGUACGGCUAUGGUCCUCCGCCGCCCUGGUCGCCCGCUCCGCCCGUUUACCCGCCGCCACCGCAGCGUCCUUGGGGGCCACCGCCUCCUCCAGGACCUCCACCAGGGCCACCACAGCCCCAGCCGCCCUUCUUCAAUCCCUACUACAAUGGCUACAACUACUACGGCGGCUAUGGCGGCUAUGGAUAUGGGGGCUAUGGUUAUCCCGGCUAUGGCGGUUAUCCUGGCUAUCCUGGCUAUCCCUACUAUCCAUUCUACCGCUCUUCGGCGGGCGGGGACGUUGAUAAUCAACUGCCCGGUCCCGAGGGACUAACACCCUCGCCAAUUCCGGGUGUGUUUCAAGGCAGGACAGUGCUCUCACAGAACUUUCUAGAGGGCAGAAACAACGCCAACAUUGUGCCAUUAUAUCACCUGCUCCAAAUGGCCAGGGCUUAAAUUACUGUGAACGAAUGCUCAAAAAACUGAAUAAAUUAUAUAUUUUAUAUA